AGCAAUCGACAUUGAAUGUCUCCUUGAUAUACCCGCUCUCUUUGUGCACAAUUGAGUAGAGGCGGUAAUAUGGUUCUUUUGGAUGGCUAUUGUGGGAAUUGCCUAUAUCACUCAGACAAUUAUAGUGUUUAAGUUGAUUGAUGUUUAACAUAUUUGAAAGUAAUAAAGAUAAUACAACUGAAGAUGGAAGGCUAUUGUAUAUCAUUUUCAGCCUACUUUAUAUUUUUGGAGGAGCGGUUCCUUAUAUUCCACAAUAUUUAAAAAUUCGCAAAACACAAUCUAUUAAAGGUUUUUCCUCAUUUGUUUGUCUUAUACUUUUAAUAUCGAAUGUUCUAAGAAUAUUGUUUUGGUUUGUACAGCCAUUUUCAACCGCCUUAGUUUUUCAAAGUUUCAUUAUGAUUGCUACUAUGCUUAUUCUACUGAGAGCUAUUACUCAGUUGUCUAGCAUAAAGCGUUCUCCGUCUAUGCCAUGUACAACCAGUAUUAGGAAAGUAGAGACAGAGACUUGGAAUAUCAAUCAGUUCCAAGAUAUCUGGCUUCGUAAUUUUUGGAAAUGGACACAUUUCUCUAACUAUUUAUUAUUCCUAUGUUUAUUUACACUGAUUUCCGGUCUGUGCACUUACUUAUUGUCAUCGAGUCAAAUUUAUAUUCAAUUAUUGGGCUUUACUGCCUUGUUCAUCGAAUCUAUGUUGGGUUUACCACAAUUUACGAAGAAUUAUUAUAAUAAAUCGAUUGUUGGAAUGAGUAUUUCAAUGGUGUUAAUGUGGACUUCAGGUGAUAUAUUCAAAACAAUUUACUUUAUAUUAGAAAAUGCCCCAUUACAGUUUCUAAUGUGUGGUUUACUACAGAUUGGAUUAGAUUUAGCCAUUCUUCUACAAUGUUUAUUUUAUAGAGGUGAAGAAUUUACGUGAUAUGAAUGUUACAAUUGAUUAAGUCAAUAUGGACAGCGAAGACAGUGGUGUCAGUUUGUAUGUGAUUGUGGAUAGUAAAGUUUCUUUUCUUGUUUAUCUGAAAUAUUUAUCAUUUUGUACUUCGGUUGUAGAGAGAUCUUUUCUAUUCCCAUCGAUUUCACCUACUAAUUCUCUUUUUAUUUUGAGAUAUCAUCUAGGUGACAUUGUAUAUUUGUCCAAUUUUUGUGAUUGUUCACUUUUGUAUUUUCUCUGCAAUUCUUAUGUAUUUCAGCUCAAAGUAAACUUGGAGCGAUUACUAUAACCCUCUGAUUAUGUCAUUUUUGUCAGAUUGUUCGGUCUACUAUAUGUGAUAAUGAAGAGUUUAUAAACAGUUAAUAAAUUUAUCGCUUUAGGAUUGACAUCCUUCUGUUUCACUGAUUAACUUAGCUCUUCUGUAGUAUACACAUUGAACAGCUGUUUAUUGACAAAGAUCAUCCAUUAAAGUCG
This is a messenger RNA of Schistosoma bovis, 1397 nucleotides long. NCBI's taxonomy places the organism in Eukaryota, Metazoa, Platyhelminthes, Trematoda, Strigeidida, Schistosomatidae. The record is from the annotation of a GenBank genome assembly.